Molecule: messenger RNA, 1169 nt
Organism: Leguminivora glycinivorella
Lineage: Eukaryota; Metazoa; Arthropoda; Insecta; Lepidoptera; Tortricidae
Gene: Polr1F
Product: DNA-directed RNA polymerase I subunit RPA43
Exons: 4
Coding region: 132-995 (287 amino acids)
Biological process (GO): DNA-templated transcription initiation
Cellular component (GO): RNA polymerase I complex
Source: RefSeq, a predicted model, not a curated record
AUUUGACAUAAAAACAAAAUGUGAUCGCGUGCAAUGUCGAAAAUUGUAAAUUUCACAUUUUAUACAAUUGUUUGAUAUUUUUUUACGUAAUGAACCACUAAUACACAAAGAAAUACUUAUGUGUUUUCAACAUGUCAACUAUUAUAAAAUUCAAUCUAAAGGAAUUAAGAAAAUUAGCCAAUGAUAAGAACUCCUGUGUUGUUGAGAAAAAAGUAACACAAAACCUUGCACUUCAGCCUUGGUGUCUUGGAAAUCUCCAGGAAUCAAUAAAAAACUUGUUGGAUUACAAAAUUGGGAAAUUUGACAAAGAGUUAAACGGCAUUUUGCUUAGCUACAAAAAUUUAAGAGUAUUAACCAAUGUGGGCGCAAUACGCAAUGAUGGCUCAGACAUUCAGUUCCAAGUACAAGCGGACUACUUCAUAUUUCAGCCAUAUGUGGGUGCCACCCUAAAGGGACUUGUAAACAAAAAAAGCAAUACACAUUUAGGCAUCCUAGUACACCGUGUGUUCAAUGUGGUGAUUCCCCGGCCAACUGAGGAGCCCGGUAAUGAAUGGAUUGGAUCAGCAGUCCAAGAAGGACAAGUUGUGCUGUUCCGGGUGGUUGUAUUAGAUCUCUUUGGAGCUUUGCCAUAUAUCAGAGGAGAACUAGAUGAAAGGUGGGUCAAACUUGGUCCAGAUGAUGAUGAUGAGAUGUUUGAGACAAAACAAGUGGAACCAGUUACCGUGGACUAUGUAAACUUUGACAAAAUCAAACCAUUAUAUCAAAGACAAAGUGGUGACGGCAUACAGUCACCAACAAAGAGCUUGCUCAAAACUGACAAACCACAUUCUGUUAGUAAAAACCAGCCUAAAAGCGCUGCUCAAGUAUCUAAAGAAAAAAAUGGUGUAAGUGGUAGUACAUCAAAAAAGAACAUGAAGAAACUGAGCAAAACAUCAGAUGCUGAUGCAACUAGUUCUGCAACAAGACCUUCAAAAAAACAAAAACGGGAAUCAUGAUUCAAUAAUGAUGAUUUAUAGACUUUGACUUAUUGUGCAACAUUUUAAGUAUACUAUUUACUAAAAGCAUUUUUUUUUCUUAAUAGUACAACUGUCAUGCUAAGUCUAUAGCUGAUUUUAAGUAUAUUGGAACACUGAAUGUAAAAUUAAUAAAAUACUUAUUUACUGCUAGUA